Messenger RNA from Gastrolobium bilobum, 822 nucleotides. Its product is annotated as putative F-box/kelch-repeat protein At3g22730. The record is from RefSeq and is a predicted model, not a curated record. Lineage: Eukaryota; Viridiplantae; Streptophyta; Magnoliopsida; Fabales; Fabaceae. The transcript has a single exon. Bases 1 to 822 code for a protein of 273 amino acids. Gene Ontology annotation, molecular function: protein binding.
AUGACCCAUCACAAUCACCUCAGUAUAUCAAUUGCUCUUUCCCCGACAACAGCUUCAAAUUUGGAAGGUCAUACGGUUCUUGCAACGGUGUUUUUUGUCUUGGUUUUGUGGAAUCCUAAUACAAGAGAGGUCAAUCUUAUUCCUUUUCCUUCUCACACAUUUGAUCCCAUUCAUCAAUAUUAUGGCUUCGGUGUUGAUCCCAACACAAAUGACUUCAAAGUUGUCAAACUCAUCAUCAAUUUUCCUCAUCAUGGUUUUAUUAUUUCAUAUGCAGAGGUUUAUGAUUUUAGCACAAAUUCAUGGACCGUUAUCCAUGAUGUUACUCUCCCCCCUACCAAUAAUGCUCUAUUGCAACUCUAUAAUGGUUGCAAUGUUCUUGUUAAUGGUGGGGUUUAUCAUUGGUUGAUUGGCUAUGAAGAUGAUUUUGGUUCCAUCCUUUGCUUUGACUUCCGCAACAAUCAAUUUAGCAAACUCAUGGCUCCAGUGAAAAUCUCAAAGACAGAAACUUUGUUGGUCAAUGAUAACAUUGUUGAGGUUAAUGGUUCCCUUGGUUAUAUUGUACAACAUCUUAGGCAAGCACGGUUGGAGAUUUGGGUUAUGAAUGAACACAAAUGGACAAAAACACACAGCAUUGUUUUGCCAAAGGAGAUUUUAAUCCUUGGCGUCUUGAAGGACGGAAAUCAACUCCUUGGAAGAAAGGGUAAACAAAGGUUGAUAAUAUAUAAUUUGAUUGCUCAGCCUGUGCACCAAUUUCCAGUUCAAGUAUGUUUGGAUUCUCCAAUUGAAAAGUAUGUGGAAAGUAUAGUUCCCUUGUCUGCUUAG